AUGGCCCGUUUCAGAUUCUUCUUUGCAGUAAAAAUAUUUCUUAUAUUUCAUCUCGCAGCGAUCUCUUUUGCUUCUUCCUAUGGCUCAAUUCAGCUCGGCGACCAAUGCUCGUCCGACGAAGAAUGCAACGUUGGACUUGGUUGUUUUAAAUGCGGCAUCGACGUUGCUAGAUGCGUUAGAUCAAACGUCACAGAUCAAUUCUCCGUCGUGAACAAUUCGAUGCCAUUUAAUAAAUACGCAUUCUUGACGACCCACAAUUCAUAUGCCAUUGAAGGAAAACCACUUCAUGUGGCAACCCAAGAAGAUACUAUAACCCAACAACUCAAUAGCGGUGUUCGAGCGUUGAUGUUGGAUACGUACGAUUACGAAGGAGACGUAUGGUUGUGCCAUUCCUUUAACGAAAAAUGCUUUGAGUUCACCAAGUUUAAUCGGGCGAUAUACACAUUCGAGGAGAUAUUCGCGUUCUUGACAGCGAAUCCAUCAGAGAUCGUGACAUUAAUUUUGGAGGACUACGUCAAAUCUCCAAACGGGCUAACCAAAGUUUUUACCGAAUCCGGUUUGAAGAAAUUCUGGUUUCCGGUUCAAAAUAUGCCUAAGGCUGGCCAAGAUUGGCCGUUGGUUAAAGAUAUGAUUGCUAAUAACCACCGGUUAAUCGUCUUCACUUCAGCUAAAUCUAAGCAAGAAACCGAAGGAAUAGCUUACCAGUGGAAUUAUGUAGUGGAAAACCAAUAUGGAGACAAUGGAGUUAAGCCUUGGGAAUGUAGCAAUAGAGCAGAAUCUGCACCUUUAACCGAUAAAACCAAAGCUUUGGUUUUGGUAAACCACUUCAGGACAGUUCCGGUUAAGAUCUUGACUUGUGAGGAGAAUUCUAAACAUCUUCUCGACAUGAUUAAGACAUGUUACGUAGCCGCAGGGGACCGAUGGGCCAAUUUCGUCGCCGUCAAUUUUUACAAGAGGAGUGAUGGAGGAGGAACAUUUCAAGCAGUGGAUAAACUAAACGGAGAGCUUCUUUGUGGACGCGAUGAUGUUCAUGCUUGUUAA
This is a messenger RNA of Eutrema salsugineum, 1041 nucleotides long. Its product is annotated as PI-PLC X domain-containing protein At5g67130. Gene Ontology annotation, molecular function: phosphoric diester hydrolase activity. Lineage: Eukaryota; Viridiplantae; Streptophyta; Magnoliopsida; Brassicales; Brassicaceae. The record is from RefSeq and is a predicted model, not a curated record. Bases 1 to 1041 code for a protein of 346 amino acids. Gene Ontology annotation, biological process: lipid metabolic process. The transcript has 7 exons.